Molecule: messenger RNA, 2448 nt
Organism: Erpetoichthys calabaricus (reedfish)
Lineage: Eukaryota; Metazoa; Chordata; Cladistia; Polypteriformes; Polypteridae
Gene: septin7a
Product: septin 7a
Exons: 13
Coding region: 1-1323 (440 amino acids)
Biological process (GO): cytoskeleton-dependent cytokinesis; cilium assembly
Cellular component (GO): cell division site; microtubule cytoskeleton; septin complex
Molecular function (GO): GTP binding; GTPase activity; molecular adaptor activity
Source: RefSeq, a predicted model, not a curated record
AUGAAAGAUUCUGUACCAAAUAAACUUUGUUUUUUGUUUUUUUUUAAGCAACAGAAAAACCUUGAAGGAUAUGUCGGUUUUGCAAACCUACCAAAUCAAGUGUACAGAAAGUCUGUCAAAAGGGGUUUUGAAUUUACAUUGAUGGUAGUCGGUGAAUCUGGGCUUGGAAAAUCAACACUGAUAAAUUCAUUAUUUCUAACAGACUUGUAUUCAUCAGAAUAUCCUGGUCCGUCUCAUAGAAUCAAAAAGACUGUACAGGUUGAACAGUCCAAGGUUUUAAUAAAAGAAGGUGGAGUCCAGUUACUGCUUACAAUAGUUGAUACACCUGGAUUUGGAGAUGCUGUGGAUAAUAGUAACUGCUGGCAGCCUGUCAUUGACCACAUUGAUAGUAAAUUUGAAGAUUACCUAAAUGCAGAGUCACGUGUUAACAGACGUCAGAUGCCAGACAACAGAGUACAUUGCUGUUUGUACUUUAUUGCACCUUCAGGUCAUGGGUUGAAGCCCUUGGACAUUGAAUUUAUGAAAAGGUUGCAUGAAAAGGUAAACAUUAUUCCACUUAUUGCCAAAGCUGAUACACUUACACCAGAGGAGUGCCAACAAUUCAAGAAGCAGAUAAUGAAAGAAAUCCAGGACCAUAAAAUCAAAAUUUAUGAGUUCCCUGAAACAGAUGAUGAAGAAGAAAGCAAAAUAGUUAAAAAAAUAAAGGAUCGUCUACCUUUGGCAGUAGUAGGCAGUAAUACCAUCAUUGAAGUAAAUGGCAAACGAGUUAGAGGAAGACAGUAUCCAUGGGGUGUUGCAGAAGUUGAAAAUGGAGAACACUGUGACUUUACAAUUCUGCGAAACAUGCUUAUCAGAACUCAUAUGCAGGACCUGAAAGAUGUCACCAAUAAUGUACACUAUGAGAACUACAGGAGCAGGAAGCUUGCAGCUGUUACAUACAAUGGAGUAGACAAUAAUAAAAACAAAGGACAGCUCACAAAAUAUGACACAGUUGAAGGCAUAAGUCCACUAGCUCAGAUGGAAGAGGAGAGAAGAGAGCAUGUUGCUAAAAUGAAAAAAAUGGAAAUGGAAAUGGAACAGGUCUUCGAAAUGAAAGUUAAGGAAAAAAUACAGAAAUUGAAAGACUCUGAGACUGAGCUUCAGCGACGCCAUGAGCAAAUGAAAAAGAACUUGGAAGCCCAGCACAAGGAGCUAGAGGAAAAGCGUCGCCAGUAUGAGGAGGAAAAGGCAAGCUGGGAGAAUCAGCAGCGUAUGCUAGAACAGCAGAAACUUGAUGCAUCCAGGACAUUGGAAAAGAAUAAAAAGAAGGGGAAGAUCUUUUAAAGACCUUAAAGGACCACCAAACCUGUGAUGUACUAGUUGCCAAUAUUCCAGCCAGGACUUCAGUUUUGUUUUUGUUUUUGUUUUUGUGUUUUUUUUUUUUUUUGUUUUUUUUGUUUUUUUUAAACCAAUUCUGUUCAGAAUGUGGGAUGUAUUAGCAUGCCAUAUAGCCAGUCUAAUGCCAUCUUUGUAAAUUGGUUUCUUUUAUUUUGAUAGGUUUUGUAAAGUUUUGAAUGAACUGCACUUAGAAAUUCAACAUUCUAAGGGUCUGUUUGGUUAUUUUAAGCUGAUGUCUACCCUUUUAUUCAGAGGAAAUGUUUUACUAUUGUACAGUCAUGUUCUGGUGGUUGAUUGUUUACAGACAAAUGACUCGUUCUUCCAUUGUGUUAAACUAUUGUUGGGAGAAAAGGGUUGGGGGGUGGGAGUGAGAUUUGCCGCUGUUUUUGUUUUCUAAGCUUUGUUAAAUAUAACACAAACCUCAUACCAUGCAGCAUAUAAUACAGCAUAGCCUAAUGUUAACAUUGAAAUUUUUGAAAUAUCUAUUAUACUUUAAACAAUUGAAUAUGCAUAAAUAAAACAUAUUGGUAAACAUGCAUCGCAGUCUCUUCAUAAAGUGUUCUCUUUGCUUUUUUUCUUAAGUAUAUUCUUUUUCCAUCUAGUAAUUAGAGAUUGCAAUGUAUAACGUCUUCAUUUAUUGUUACAUAUAUUUUUUUUCAUGUAUUGGCCCAGUUAAAAUAUGUUUUGUACGUUAGAAAACAAUGGGGAUUGCAUAAUUUCUUAACAUUUUCUUUUUGUUUACCUGUAAAAAAUAAAUAAAAUGGCUGCAUUGGCAGUUGUCAGGUUAAUAUUGAAUGUUGGCUUAUUAUUGUGCAGUUGACCUUCCCUCUUUACUUUGGGUACUAUGAAUUCCAAAAAAAAAAAAGACCACAGUUAAUCAUUUACUGUAGCUUAUAUUCAUGUACCACAGUUCUGUAUUUUUUGUAUUGUAUAAAGUCACAUAAUAAACAAUACUGUGAUGCUCUAAAUGCAGUUGUAUGUUCAUGCUCACAUUUUAUCUUGUUUGUAUGCUCUAACAUGUUUUCAUUUGAAAUUCUACAAUAAAUUGCUUUCCUAAUUUUUUUUCUUAAA